Molecule: messenger RNA, 552 nt
Organism: Penicillium lagena
Lineage: Eukaryota; Fungi; Ascomycota; Eurotiomycetes; Eurotiales; Aspergillaceae
Exons: 2
Coding region: 1-552 (183 amino acids)
Source: RefSeq, a predicted model, not a curated record
AUGAGUACUCUGAACAACGUCGAAUCAGUUAACGAGGGCAGCGGCUUCAAGCCCUCUGUUGCUCCCGAAGGGCCAAUGACCACCAAGGGCCACCAACCCGGUCGCAAGGUCAACGAGGCCGACCAGCGGCCGACGUUCGAGGCGCAGACUUUCCCAGAGGGCACCGCGCCAGCAAGCAGCUCGCACGUGCCGAACCCCAUCUCCAACCCCGGCAGCCAGGCUCUCAACCCGGACGUGCUCCGCGCCCACGGCAAGGAGUCCGUGCACACAGCGCCGGGAGACACGCUCACGGGUUCCACCUCAGCAGACGUACACCGUGGCUUGGGUAAGCCGGUGCAAGGGCAGACGAGCACCGAGAUCCGACACGAAGGCGCCCACGGCCGCAAAAAGCAGCCCUCCGGUCUCGAGGGGGUUGGCGCCAACUAUGAUGACCGUGGAAUCGAGCGCCAGUUCCCGGACCAGCGCGGGCUGGAGAAGGAGCAGAAUGUGAGUGGUCUGCGUGGGAACAAGGCCGAGCGUGCGGCGGAGGAUAUGGAUCCCAAUUCAGCGUGA